ACAACACAAUGAGUCUGGCAAAGUUAUCACUGUUGCUGCUGUUAGCAGUGAUUGGCUCCACUGCAGCUUCAUCUGCAGAAGAGUGCCAGACUCUGGCCAAAAAACUGGACAGUAAAAAUCUUGAUAAGAUUUAUGGUGAAUGGGUAUUGGUCUGGUCCGUCUCUGACGACAUGGGCCAUGAUUUGCUGAAAAACGUGACCAAUUCCCAGCUUGUGUUGAAACUCCUCAAUGACAGCAGAAUUGAGUACAUCGAGAAAAACACUCUCACCAAUGGCUGCUACACCUUCAGUGCUAUAAUAACGAUUCCAUCUGACGACGCUGAAAAUAGCACGAUGACGCAUCAUUCUACGAGGUACGAGAAGGAUGGCGUGGUUCAGGAGCUCAAUGAGACUGCACAUAGUGUGUUCUAUGAGAGCUGCUCCGACUGUCUCCUGAUGACCUACAAAAGUCCAACCUACAACUUCCUGCUUAGCUACAGGAAGAAGGGCUCACACCAGGAUGUGGAGCAACAUAAAGCCGCCCAUGAUGAUCAUAAGAAGCUGGCGGAGUGUCUGGGACUGCCUCAUGACAAACCAUACAUCUACGAUGGGGUCUCAGAUUCCUGUCACGAUAAAGCUGCUCCAGCAGCAAAUCUAGAGCAGGCCUGAAAGUAAUAAAGAAGGAUCAACCUUUAUCAAUAAAAAGACUUCUUGGAGAAAAUAAAACACAUGAAAA
This is a messenger RNA of Cyprinodon variegatus (sheepshead minnow), 714 nucleotides long. Its product is annotated as saxitoxin and tetrodotoxin-binding protein 1-like. Lineage: Eukaryota; Metazoa; Chordata; Actinopteri; Cyprinodontiformes; Cyprinodontidae. The coding region runs from base 9 to 647 and encodes 212 amino acids. The transcript is spliced from 6 exons. The record is from RefSeq and is a predicted model, not a curated record.